AUGGCUAUCCGGCGGAAGCCCCUUGCACCAGACCUGGAGCAUAUGGAACUUGAACAUUAGCUCGGGGAUUGGUGUCAGAAAGGGUAGGCGGCCCCGUGUCGCCCGGUUGUCUCUUAGCUUCCACAAUCCGGACUCUCGAGUUUGGGUAAGUAGUUGCAUCCAUUUACGGGAUGUUUGUCUCUACUGCUCCUUCCGAAACCUAGGCAAGGUGGGACUGUCUGCCAUGAUUGAAGUCGGAAGUUGGAAGCUGGAAGCUGACAGCAUGAGCACUCCUCCUAAACCCCUCUCCCAUACAUCAUCAGGCUGGAAACGCCUUCUCAUUUUUGAGCGGAUUCGAUGCCAUGGUCUGAAAGGCAUCGGCAAGCCCGGCCUGACCCAUUUCACCUAUCUUCUCUGGCUCUGUCCUCAUAUUCAUAUCUCUUUGCCUACAAAGUAUCUUAGAUACUAGAUGCCACAGGUGUCAAUUCGCGAUAAAGUAUCCUUACUCCAUGGUGUUGAUGAUACGGGCAACAUGUUCUUAUCCCCAGCCAGGGACCAUCACCAGCACACCCGGCCGCCAAUGCCUCCAGUCAAGGACAAUAUACAUCAGACCCUAAGACAGCGUCACGCAAACACGGUUACAGUGCCAGUCGUACCCAGAAACCGCAAGCCGUUCGUCGCAUCUGUGGUGAACUUCUUCUGCAAGCUUCGACCCAGCCGGCGCCCUGAGCGAGGCGGUACUCUCAGGUCGGUAACAGACAACAUUGGGGAGUCUGAACCAGCCAGGGCAGACUUAUUUGUGCGCAACAAAAGCAGAUCGCAUCAUAGAGCCGAGUCAGUGAACAGUCCGGACUCGGAGGGAAUUCCCCCGGGCCACUGGAACAUUCCGUCGACUGUACGUGCACCAGGGAGCACUGAAGGAGACGGUGGAAGAAUAUCAACAACCACUUUCCUGCCGCGUAGGGGAUACAGCAUCAAUACCCACAGUAGUCGAAAUCCCGGGCACCACAAGCACGACGGAAGCAGUUCUCAAGCCGAUCCGCCACCUGCAAAAAGCCUCGCCCCUUUCCAGCCAGCUAUACCCCCCAAUUCCAUCGCCCCAUUCACCCCCCUUCCUCGCCGCUCGCUCGUGGUGCAAACCAAACAGCAGCUCCGCCGGCAGCGCCGUAACCUCAAGCAAACGGGCGACUUCCUCGGCGUGACGGGAGUAAACCCUUACACGGGAGAGCUCGACGUUAUCACCCCGCCGACAAGCAGCAGUAACAACAACAGUUGCGAUGGUGAGAGGGGCGACAGGAUAAUCUCGCAGGCACCAUCACCAGCAUCCUCGUCGUCGUCAUCAGCUAUUCCGCACUCGAGCCUCCUGUCCGCCCUUUCCCAGCAGGCGCGGGAAGCGCGCGAGAUGUAUGACGCAGCCUUAGCGAAGCGCAAAGCGCGCAUUGAGAGGGAGGAGAGGAAGCUGAAGAGGGCUGAGCAGCGGAAAGAGGUUGUCAGGGAGGCUGUCAAGGAGGGUGGCGUCAAGUGGAUGAAGGAAGAGGGCGGCUGGCUGUCGGUGACUUUGCCGGGGCUGACCCAGGCUAGUGGGAGCGUAAGGCUACUAAGUGAGGCGGCUGAUAGCACGCAUCUGACGACGGAACGGGGUGCUUUUUUAGGGAUGGUGGCGGCGGUGAGGGUGCUAGGUCGACGCCGCUACCACCGUCGCAGCAGCACCAGCAGUAUGGAAGGGGAGGAGGUAGAGAUAGGGAUGGAGGCGCUAGCUCAGCGCCUGCAGCAAGAGGGGUAUUGGCUGGGGACGCAAAUGGGCAACACAGAGCUAUCACUAGCCGGGGACUUGGGGUCGACAGAAGUGGUGACCCGGUUCAGGGUUCCAACGCGUCACAGGCUCGGUCCAUGCCAGGAGAUCAAUGUCGGUUACCCAGGAGAUCUGCUGGAAUGGGGCUGGAUGAUCACCCAAGAGCUGCCUACCCAUCCUACGCCCGGCCUGUUAGAGGACAUGAUUGCGCACGGCAUCUGGACUGGUCGGGUACUGGAACUGGACGGCGCCAACUCAGCGAAGGGGUGUUCAGGCGGCCUGGUUCAAGACCAGAAGACCCUAGAUGGUUUUACCAAGGGCGACGACAUGAAUCGGAGCCACUGGCCGGACACAAUGACAAAAGCCAUCAGCCAGUCACGCCUAUCUGCCUGCAUACGCACCAUCACCACUACUGGCUCAGAGUGCAGCCAACAGGAUCCCUCUCACGCCGGCGGUCACAACUUCGACGGCACGCUCGACGAGCUGGAAGAAGCUCUCCUGAUGCGACGAUACCCGACACCGCCAGCUCGGUCACAGCAAACAUCGUCCCUGUCUUCGACCACAACACCCAGCAGCGACUAUUCUCCGGAGUCGGCGGAUUUCCGUCACCACACGCAACCGAGCGCCUGGCUGAGUCCCGCUGCCCCAGCUCCGUCUACGGAGAAGAGAUCAACCGCAGUAGAAGACGUAACGGUAAUGGUAUUGCUCCGGGCAGCCCCGACCUCGGAGGUGGAACCAGAACUAGACAGCGCUACUACGUCGUCGACAAGGAGUCAGGAAGACGAAACGACGACGCCUCCGGAGGACAGCAGCCGGUCCGCCUGGCGAGCUCGGACGGAAGGCGAGCACGGGCGCAAGGACAGGACAAGGAGCCAAACCGAGGAGCAGAGCGAGGGCAUAUGGGAAUGGGAGAUGCGCAAGACGAUGAGGAGGAAGAAACAUCCCAGAAACGAAGCGGUAAGCGCGAAGAAACUCGCACCCGCUUAUACCUCCACCUACCUCGCGAAACCUUCUUGCCAUUACCGGCAGACCUUCUACCGUACAGCUAUGGCACGGCGAGCCGCACGGGCAGCCUUUCAGGUUGCACACCAGUGGACGUCUCCUCCAACCCCGGGGCCGUCAAUGACGAUAGUUCAACCACCGGUAUCAGCCUCCCGCGGGAACCCCGGCCCUUCCCCUGGCCAGGCCAAGCCCAAAACCAGUCCCAAGCAGCCCGUUGUCUUUCCCCUGGCCCAGAAUGCGAUAAUAGCAGGCCACAACGGCAAAGGAGACACCGGCAGUCAUUCCAGGCCGCAUGAUAUCAUGAGGCGGAUACUGGAAUCCUGCACGUGGGCCGGCGCCGGGAUGGUUGGAGGUUAUUGGCGGGUUGUGGCGCCCGCGUUUGAUGGCAGUUCGGACAUAAGAAAGAGGCUUGACAAGGCGCAGGCAACUUGGGAAGACUGGGGCGUUCUUGUGCUGGCUGUUGGGUUUGUGUUCCUGGCGGUUUCGGCUGGGGUGUGGGCGAUCAGGGGCAUUGUCUUGGUUGCGAGGCUGUUUGGAGUGCUCGGGGGUGUUCUGAGGGUUGUGGCGGGGUUUUGAUAACAUUGGGGAUGUGCAUACAUGGGGGAUCA
Messenger RNA from Canariomyces notabilis, 3381 nucleotides. RefSeq lists its product as uncharacterized. The transcript has a single exon. The record is from RefSeq and is a predicted model, not a curated record. NCBI's taxonomy places the organism in Eukaryota, Fungi, Ascomycota, Sordariomycetes, Sordariales, Chaetomiaceae. Bases 449 to 3349 code for a protein of 966 amino acids.